AGAGCAGAUAUUCGAACUAUGUGGAAUGCUGUGCAUUUGGUGGUGAUUUUGAAGGCAGUUUGUUUGUGGCUCGCUGCAGCAAAGCUGAAAGCGUCUGAUUAUAGGGUGGGAUUUGGAUCUGGAACUGAGCACUAUAAUGCCGCUGCAGACAACAAUCAAUUGCAGGAGGCGAAGAAGAAGACGAAUCCGAGACCCGCAGUGCAAGUAAAAGUGACAAAUGAAGUGGAAAGUGCCCUCAGAAUGAGAACGAUGAUGAUGAUGCGGAUGAGAAAUCGGGGUGGUGAGCUGCGACGGUGGCAGACGAACUACCAUUUUGACACACAAAUGCCACUGCUGUCUGGUUUCGGCCUAAUGGGUCCCAACCGGGUGCCAAUAUUGGAUAAGCAGCAGGAGCAGAAGCAGGGGCAUAACUUGGCGCAAAGUCCCAGUUCGGUUGAACAGCAAUUACUACGCCUGCAGCCGGACUACAAAUUGCUGUACAAUGCCGAGCACCACACCUAUUUCCACCUGCACACUCUCGUCCUCCCGGAGGAGAAAAUCAGGAUGAAGACCAGGCCAGGACCUGCGAAAUCCGAGCAGCAGGCACCGCAUCGCAGACUGUUCCAGCAGGUCGUGGGCAACACGCUGACCGCCGCCUUUGGCCUAAAUGUGAUGGACAGCAAGGGGCAAGUGGAGGUGGAGGGGCAGGCGGGGCAGGUCAUUAGCGAACAGGUGAAUCUCUACGAUGCCGCCUCGCUGCGCCGGUCGCGCUUCAGUCCUUUCAAUCCCACGAGAAUCCUUAUUCACGGAUGGCUGGGAAAUGCAAAUGCCAAUAUGUACAGUGCCCUGUUGCCGGCGUAUUUUGAUCUGAAAAAUGGCAACUACAAUAUUUUCACCGUGGACUGGGGACGUGGAGCCAUAGCGGACUAUAUAACGGCCAGUUAUCGGGUGAAGCCGGUGGGUCAGGUGCUGGCCAAGUUUGUGGACUUCCUGCACGAGGAGGCGGGCCUGCGCUUCGAGGAUCUGCAGCUGGUUGGCUUCAGCAUGGGAGCCCAUGUGGCGGGAUUGGCGGGCAAGAAUCUGCAGACCGGUCGUCUUCGGAUGAUUCGGGCUUUGGAUCCGGCCCUACCCUUCUUUCGAUAUGCCAAAGAAAAGGAACGAUUAACGCGGCAGGAUGCCGACCACGUGGAGGUGCUGCACACCAGUGUGGGCAGCUACGGAUUUGAUCGACCUCUGGGUCAUGCGGAUUUCUAUGCCAAUUGGGGCAGCCAGCAGCCAGGAUGUUUUUGGCACGAAUGCAGCCAUUGGCGGGCUUUUAUGCUCUUUGCCGAAAGUCUCUCGAGGAGUCAGGAUCAGGACACGGGUGGUUUCUUGUCCCUUGGCUGUCCAGCCAGUGAAUGGCAGCAGUUGACCCGUUUCCAUCGCUGCCCAAAGGACACUGGCAUUAUCCAGACCAUGGGCGGCGAUUUGGCCAACGUUUCUGCGGAUUUCUUGGCCCAAAGGCAGGGUGUCUAUUAUUUCCAAACAAACGACCAGCCGCCCUAUGUUUUAGCACAAAAUUCCAGCUCGCAAAAGGGUGGUACACAAAUAAAUAAACAGAGAAAUGGCUGAAGAGAACGUAAUGAGCAAAAUGCAACAGCAGUUCGCGUUUUUAUUUCUAAUUAGUAAGUGCAUGUUGUACUACACACUCACACACACGUGUAUGUGUUUGUGCUGUCCCAUUUCUAAAAGCCGGCUGGCAAAAUUAAAAAAUGCUGCCAUGUGUAAAAUGCUUUUCAUGCCAGUAGCAGGCAGCAAAAAUAGCAAAAAAAAAUAAAGGAGUAAAGCUUGUGAAAACAUCCAUGCAGGAAAUAUUAGGACAAACACAGGAACGGAGUGUAGUUCAGUCUGGAAAAUCAACUAGAAAUGGGUAUGCCAAAACAAUAUAUGAAACCAAAAUAUAAGCCGAUUUAACGAGACAAGCUCGCUAAUGAAAUCUAUUUAACCCCUACAUAUUUUAACCAUUUUCUAUAACCUAAGUUUAU
Molecule: messenger RNA, 2003 nt
Organism: Drosophila elegans
Lineage: Eukaryota; Metazoa; Arthropoda; Insecta; Diptera; Drosophilidae
Product: lipoprotein lipase
Exons: 3
Coding region: 19-1590 (523 amino acids)
Biological process (GO): lipid metabolic process
Molecular function (GO): lipase activity
Source: RefSeq, a predicted model, not a curated record